Molecule: messenger RNA, 402 nt
Organism: Lichtheimia ornata
Lineage: Eukaryota; Fungi; Mucoromycota; Mucoromycetes; Mucorales; Lichtheimiaceae
Exons: 3
Coding region: 1-402 (133 amino acids)
Source: RefSeq, a predicted model, not a curated record
AUGCUUCGAAUUGCACUUUUCCUCGCUCUCAUCUUGGCUGUUUUGUCCGUUACCGCUGCACCCGUCUCCCUCGAAAAGAGACGUAAGAACUAUCAUGGAACUGCAACUUGGUUUGUUCCCGAAACUGAAGGCGGUGUCUAUGGUGCAUGUGGUCCAAAGGAGAACAGCAAUUCAAUGAUCGUUGCUUUGAACCACAAGCAAUACGGUAACAUGAACAAGAAGAGCAAGUGGUGCGGACGCAGAAUAAGAGUGAAAGGUCCCAAGGGCUCCGCUACUGUCAAGAUCAAUGACGCAUGCCCUGGUUGCAAGAAUGGCGAUCUCGAUCUUACUCCUAAAGUGUUCAAGAAAGUGGUUGGCGACAUGAACAAGGGUGUUGGCAAGAUCACGUGGUAUGAGGUAUAA